AUGUUGUGUUCUCCUUAUUCUUCUUUUGCCGAAGUCAUUCGUGACGUUAUCAUCAACGCGAGCAUCGGCAUCAGCCCAGGCGAAGAGGCUAUCCUCCUGUAUUUCCUUUGGCCUCUGUUUGACAUGUUCUCCGGCUUCGCAAUGGCCGAUGGCGGCGACAAAGACAAGGUCUCAAGCACUGUUUAUAGAGGCAAGGCUAUUCUCUCUUCAUAUUUCGUGUUCGCCGACAUCGCUGUUCUCAUCAUCCUCCAUCGACGACCAGGACUCGGAGCAGUCACACUUUCACUCAUCUUCGUCCCCGUCUUCGUUCGUCAGCUGCGACAGUCUCCUCUUGCUGAGACCGCCGCCCACAGAACGCGCAUCGCUGUGUUGGAACUGCAAAGACGUUGGCUUCUCGUUGCCCUCCGAAUGAACGAACGUAGGACAAAACGCCAUAAACUCGACCAGAAGCACAGCCGACCAGAAGCGCAGCGACCGCCGUUGAUGAUGUGUCGCAUUCGACUCGGACGCGGACACGACGGCAGCCGGGGGCUUCUUACUUCUGCUGUAGUCGCAGAAACCGGCCCCCCGUGGCCUUCGGAAACACUAUUGUCACCUGGGGGCCCCCCAUAG
Messenger RNA from Hypoxylon fragiforme, 612 nucleotides. RefSeq lists its product as uncharacterized. Bases 1 to 612 code for a protein of 203 amino acids. The transcript is spliced from 2 exons. NCBI's taxonomy places the organism in Eukaryota, Fungi, Ascomycota, Sordariomycetes, Xylariales, Hypoxylaceae. The record is from RefSeq and is a predicted model, not a curated record.